UCAUACAAACUAUUUACAUAUUUACAAGCUCAAACAAACUAUUUACAUAUGAGCUAUAGCAAAACCCUAAUUCAAAGAUCCAGAGAUAAAGAGUGAGGGCUAAGGACAAACAAAUGAUUCACAUAUUUAUAAGAUACGGGAACACCCUAAUUCAGAGAGAAAGAGUGAGUGAGAAGAUCAAACGUGCUCCACACGCCACAUCCACUGACUGCGUGCACACAGCACAAGAGGAGAGGUAGAGGCCCCGGUGCUGGUAUGGCAGAAGAGCUGUGGGCUGAGAUUACUCCAAAUACCCAGAAAUCAAGUCGUUGAUGGGUCCGGACCCGAGGCUGAAAUGGAUUGUGUGCAUGAUGGUGGCUAUACAGUUUUUAGCUUUCUACCUGGUCAAAGACUUGGACUGGAAAUGGGUUUUGUUCUGGACUUAUGCCUUCGGGAGCUGUAUCAACCACUCAAUGACCCUUGCUAUUCACGAGGUCUCCCACAACACGGCCUUUGGAAACAACAAGGCCAUGUGGAACCGCUACUUUGCCAUGUUUGCCAACCUGCCCAUCGGCCUGCCCUACUCUGCCUCCUUCAAACGCUAUCACCUGGACCACCACCGCUACCUGGGAGGAGACGGCGUAGAUGUAGACAUCCCCACUGAGUUCGAAGGCUGGUUCUUCUGCACGCGUUUCCGCAAGUUCGUCUGGAUUAUUUUGCAGCCGUUGUUCUAUGCCAUCCGGCCCCUGUGCAUCAACCCCAAACCCAUCACUCAGCUGGAGCUGACCAACGUGGCCGUACAGCUCAUCUUUGACUUCCUGCUUUACUGGCUGUGGGGGGCCAAGCCCGUGGUCUACAUGCUGGCCGGCUCCAUGUUGGGCAUGGGCUUGCACCCGAUCUCCGGUCACUUCAUAGCUGAGCACUACAUGUUCCUCAAGGGUCACGAGACAUACUCUUACUACGGCUCCCUCAACCUGCUCACCUUCAAUGUGGGCUACCACAACGAGCACCAUGAUUUCCCCAGCAUCCCAGGACGCAGACUGCCCAUGGUGAAGAAAAUAGCAGCAGAGUAUUACGAUGACCUGCCUCAGUACACGUCGUGGGUCAAGGUCCUGUACGACUUCAUCAUGGACGACGCGCUGAGCCCGUACUCUCGAAUCAAGAGGAAGCUGAAGGGAGACGUCAAGCAGGAGUAACUUCCACCGAAAGCUUCUCAGGAACAAAGCAGCAGCGUCCCGGCUCACCCAAUAAACCUAACAGCUUCCUGCAUAUUAAUCCGUUCAGAGGUUGUGUGUGUGGGUUGAGAACACCGUUUGAUGAUUUGGUAACCAGGUCCUUCUGUUAGACUGAAGGUACAAGAGGUUAUUGUUUGUUACCUCGGACUGGUUGCACAAAGACUUCAACAGUUCAACUUGAGAUAGAUGUCUAAUUUGUUGCGUAUUCUGAGCGAAGUCUGGAUGGAUUGUUGUGAUAGUGGGUUCAGACACUCCUGCCCCCCUCAGGAUGAAGUAUGAAUUAUAUUGGUGAUCUCCCGACUUUUUCAAGAUGUAAAUUUGAAGGCAGCUCUUUCAUGGCUGUCAGAAAUUGAGUGCUCUUCACACGUCAGCUCUGCCCCCCCGAGUGGUAAACAUUGAGCCACAUUGUCCUCUGCUUGUCUGCAGCUUAACUCAGUCUUUAUUGGAGUGUUUUAGCUUACAUUAGGCUAGCAAGAUCAAACUAGUUUUAUCUGAAGAUGUCUUUAUGCAACCAGCCCCAGAAACCAUCAGAUAGCUACGACAGCUGAACGUGAGGCCACACAUUGUUGGAGCGCCUCCUCCAGUUUGGAACCUGCCACAGAGAUUAACUGUACACAGCUGAAUGAACAUAGACCUCCCUCCAUUAUGGACUCUACAGGUCAACAUGAAAGCAGCCGUGUGUAUGUGUGUGUGUCAGUCAAAGUUCAAAACUGAGUUAAUCCCCUCAUAUAGAUCCCCCCCAUGCCGUCAUGUGAGUGUGGUCCGGUCUGUUUGAUAUCCCUUGUAUUGAGUUCAUGAGGAGGCUUGUGUUGGUUGCUUUAUGUGUUAUGUACAAGUUAGCGUUUUUUUUUCCCUCCCUCAACCACUCUGCUUUUUAACGUGCACUUUAUUGUACCCCAUUACACAACCUGUUGCCACGCUUCCAUACAAAGUGUGAAAUAAGAGUCGGUUGGAGGUUGUGUGUGAGAUGAAAGUGUAUUCUGAUCAGUGCCUCUGAGCUUAAUUAAUUUAAAUUGUAUGAAUUUGUUCACUUGCUGUCGGCUGUAGCUAGCACUGAGGUCAUGUCCUCUGUGUCUUAUGUUUGAAAUCGGGACAUGAAGCAACCUGGAACAAAAUGAAAUAUGGUUACUGCUAAAUUGGUUGAUUCUACUGUAGCAUUUUUAUAUUCAAUAGUUAACUACCUUAAAGCCAAUGAGUACUAUUUCCCAUUUAGAAUGUUAUUCCUGGCAGUGAAGAGGAGGCUUUGAAAGCCAGGUGCCUCAAACUCAAAUUACUUGGGGGCCAAGGGCUCUCCCCUAGGGUUUCCAAAUAAAUGUAUUGUUUCCCGACAUAACCCGGAGCGUAAUCUGGUCUGGCUUUAUCCAUUUGUCUACAAAAGUUCUGUUGGAUCCUUGACAUUUCUAUUAUUAUAAAUUUAUAAAGACCACACAGUGGAAAAUAAAAACCCUGCUUCUGUAAAACAUGCAAAAUUUCAUUUGCAUGUUAAAUAAA
This is a messenger RNA of Morone saxatilis (striped sea-bass), 2705 nucleotides long. It is a transcript of the gene degs1, whose product is annotated as delta(4)-desaturase, sphingolipid 1. Gene Ontology annotation, cellular component: membrane. Gene Ontology annotation, biological process: ceramide biosynthetic process. The record is from RefSeq and is a predicted model, not a curated record. The coding region runs from base 312 to 1175 and encodes 287 amino acids. Gene Ontology annotation, molecular function: sphingolipid delta-4 desaturase activity. Lineage: Eukaryota; Metazoa; Chordata; Actinopteri; Moronidae. The transcript has 3 exons.